ACAAAAAUAGCUCAGAGCAAAGUUCGUCAUGUUUCCUUCUGUGCUUUUAUUCUGUCUCUUCAGCGUCGUCAUGUCUGAAAACAAACUGGCUUCAGUGGACUUUGAGGUUUUUGGGAACGUUCAGGGUGUUUGCUUCAGGAUGUAUACCGAGGAUCAGGGUCGCAGUCUGGGACUGAGUGGUUGGGUGAAGAACACCAGACAAGGGACUGUGAUUGGUCAAAUCCAGGGACCUCCAGACAAAGUCAAUGACAUGAAGCUCUGGCUGAAGAGUGUUGGCAGUCCAAGUUCUCGAAUCGACAGAACCGUCUUCUCCAACGAGAGAGACAUUACCAAACUGGAGAUCCGCGGCUUCUCUACUCGCUACUGAGCAUGCUCAGACACCUCUGAGGUUACAUUAUGGAUGAGCUGUAGCUGAUGACGUGCUUCAGCUCUUCACUGGUUACAGAUUUGGACAGAAAUGUUCCCGAUAAUUGAUUAUUGAAGCCAUUUAUCAGUGACUCUGCUGUUUGUUUCUGUUUUCCUGCUGUCUGCUGACGAGCGUCUAUAUUUCGAGCUUCAGUGAGCCCAGAGCCACAACAAGAGUCAGAACCGGUUUCAGACCCAGUGUGUCACAGGGUAGAAAGGUAGUCCAGGCCCAGCAUGCAUGAAACAAGUCAGCUGUAGACCGAGGCAAGGUUGCAGAUGUUCAGAUGAAGGGUUCCAUGAUGUUUAGUUUCAGCAUCCACAUUCUGAUGUAACACAAAUUAAACUCGACAGGCAGCAAAAGAAAA
Molecule: messenger RNA, 770 nt
Organism: Stegastes partitus (bicolor damselfish)
Lineage: Eukaryota; Metazoa; Chordata; Actinopteri; Pomacentridae
Product: acylphosphatase-2-like
Exons: 4
Coding region: 29-367 (112 amino acids)
Molecular function (GO): acylphosphatase activity
Source: RefSeq, a predicted model, not a curated record